Cladocopium goreaui is the source of this 1662-nucleotide messenger RNA. The record is from the annotation of a GenBank genome assembly. Lineage: Eukaryota; Dinophyceae; Suessiales; Symbiodiniaceae.
AUGCAAGAGUGGGUUGAUCGUCGUAGUCUGGAGCCACACGUCUUUGGGGACAUUCUGGAACAAGUGCCAAAAGAAUCUAUUCCAGAAAGCCUAGAUUUCUUUGCAAGACGGGAUGUGGUGCAGAAGUUGCCUUUGAAAAAGAACCAAUUCUGCUACUCUCAUGGGAAAAACUGCCAGCUCCCAAAAGCAGGAGAGGUGGAUAUCGAUGUUAGUGGAAUGCCCUGUCAAGAGAAUUCUAGGAUUAAUCUGAACCGGCUCUUUAUGGAAGGAAAAACGGGGUCAGUGUACUUGGUCUGGGCCAAAUCGCACCGGAGAAAAAAAACUCCACUUCUUGUCCUCGAGAAUACUCCGGAGCUUCCGAUGAACGAUAUCCAGAAGCUGCUGCCCGAAUACAACCUUUACCAGCUCUUCGUGAGACCUGAAGAUGCAGGCCAUUCGGCAGUCAACCGACUGCGCACCUAUGUGUACUGCGCUCAUAAAGAGACAUGUGAGUAUCUUUUUGACGUGUUUGAAACCUACAACGCUGUCACAGAGGCAAUCAAAGAAGACGAGGAAAACUGUUCCUACUUUCUCAAUGAGAGGGAGCGGAAGGUGGUUCGCGUUUUGGACCAAGACUACAAGAGGCGUAACACUGGCCACUACUUGCACCGCGCCAGUGGUCGGGUGAUGACCAGUGUGGAUCGUUUAACUGCAUUGGGGUGGCCCACAACACAGCAGAUUGCCUCCAACAUGAUGACAACCUGCUUUCCAACUUUGGACACGAGCCGAGGCGAACUCAUGGCUGGUAACGCAAUGGCCUUGGGAAAUGUCUCCAUCGUGAUCUUAGUGGGGUUGUCGUGCUUCAAGAGGGUUUCAGAUUCUGAGAAUGGCUGGUGUAGCAAUUUCAUUUUCAAAAGCAGGCAGGGAGGCAAUGAGCCUAGUGAUGAAGAUGACAAUGGUGAUGACAAUGUGCCCACUGCGAAAGCCAAAGCCAAGAAUAGGAUGGAACCCCACACCAUCCUGGAAGAGCUGAAGAAGGAGUACAAGAAGUUGGGGGAGCCACUCUCAGGGGAGGACAUGUUAGAACCUGAGGUUGCAAUGUCCGUUGCCAAAGCAUGGAUGGUGAAGCACGCGCAGAAGGAUGAAGAUGGGAAAUGGAUCAUGCCUCUGAGAGUCCGUCAUCCUGGCAAAGUUUGGAUUCGAAAGACUGCUGAUGACCUCGUUCCCAAUGUUGCCCGUGAUGAUGAAGUAGUCAAGCAGGCACCCAAGGAGGCACCCAAGGAGGCACCCAAGCAGCAGGCAGUGCAUGACAAGCAGAGCAGCGAGGAAGGGGUCGACUACAAGAUCAUUUUUCGAGACGGUGGGCACAGGCUGCUGAAACUGAGUUUCUUGGGCAAGAGACUUGGGGAUGUUCCCCUCCCUCCGGGUUCGAACUUCAAAGUCUUGCUUCAUGAAGGACAACCGGUGUUGAGCGGGAAGGCAGGUACUGAAAUGUACAGUUGUCAGCAGUACAUGGACGUCCUCAUGCCACCAGAAGAGCCAAAGAAAGUUGAAGGACAGGAUGUUACAAAAAGAAUACUCAUUUCUAUAAAUAGCACGAACUUUACCUUUGAAACCAGUUUGAAACAACACAACAUGGGUUAUCAACUUAACUUAGUUGUCCGCUUAUCAGCACUAAAGUAA